This is a messenger RNA of Phasianus colchicus (ring-necked pheasant), 1720 nucleotides long. The record is from RefSeq and is a predicted model, not a curated record. Lineage: Eukaryota; Metazoa; Chordata; Aves; Galliformes; Phasianidae.
GGGGGGGGGGGGGGGGGGGGGCUGUGUGUAACAAUGCUCCCCCCCCAGGAAUAGAAUUUGGGCUCGGAUUCCAUUGGUGGAUCCGUGGCUGUGCCACCUUUUAGAGCCACUCUGACUGCUUACGUUGCAUUUUUUCAACCCUUUUAAGGCUUUUUCAACCUAAAAACAACUUCUAUUUUCUUUCACCCUCCUCCCCACCCCCCUCUCUCCAGAUUUUCCUGCCAUGGGCUCCGGCCCCAUUGACCCCAAGGAGCUCCUCAAGGCCUUGGAUUGUUUCCUGGGCCGUGAUGGGGAGGUCAAAAGCACCGAAGGCAUCACCAAGAUAUUCAACCCAGAGCUGCGCCGCCUGGCCUCCAUCCUGGUCAGCGACUGGAUGGCCGUCAUCCGUUCCCAGAGCGGUUCUCAACCUACAGAAAAAGACAAAAAGAAACGAAAAGAAGAAAACAAACCCAAAAAUCCCAUCCCGGAAAAAAGCCAGGAAUUCAAAUCCGACCCUAAAAACGAAGAAGGGAUGGAGAAAAAAAGGGAAAAACCCAAAUCUUUACGGACCACAGCCCCCAGUCACGCCAAGUUCCGGUCUACGGGGCUGGAGAUGGAAACUCCCUCAUUAACACCAUCCAAGAAAACGAACUCCUCCUCCACAGCCGACAAAUACAACCUGAAACCGAUGCCCAUCAAAAGGCAAAACACUUCUUCCCUUUGUGGGGAUAAUCCUCCGGCGGAGAAAAAAUACAAACCUCUCAACACCACCCCAAAUGCCACCAAGGAGAUCAAAGUCAAGAUCAUCCCACCACAACGUGAGUGGGGGGGAUAUAGGGUCAGCCCCUACCUGACCCCAUAAACGGCCCCAUUGGGGUUGUGGGGUGAUGGGGUGGAUGGGGGUUAUGGGGUGAUCAUCCCACCCCAAUGUGAGUGGGGGGAUAUAGGGUCAGCCCCUCCCUGACCCCAUAAACGGCCCCAUUGGGGCUGUGAGGUGAUGGGGUGGAUGGGGUGAUGGCCCUAUUGGUUGGUGUUAUGGGGUGAAUGGUGUGAUGAUCCUGUUGGGGUGAUGGCCCUAUUGGGGUUAUGGGGUUGAUGGGAUUGGGGGUGAUGAUUCCAUUGGGGUUAUGGGGUCAGAGUGAUGACCCUGUUGGGGUGGAUGGGGUUAUGGGGUGAUCAUCCCACCCCAACGUGAGUGGGGGGAUAUAGGGUCAGCCCCCCUCCCCCCCCGACCCCAUAAGCAGCCCCAUUGGGGUUGUGGGGUGAUGGGGUGGAUGGGGUUAUGGGGUUGUGGGGUGGAUGGAGAUGACUAUAUGGUCCAGAUGACCCCAUAACCUUCCCCCAUUUGCACUGACCCCAUUGGGUUGACCCCAUAGUCCACAUGACCCCAUAACCUUCCUUGGGUUGCAUUGACCCCAUUGGGGGGUUACACCACGGUCUGGAUGACUCCAUAACCUUUCCCCAUUUGCAUUGACCCCAUUGGGGUGACCCCAUGGUCCGGAUGACCCCAUAACCUUCCCUGGGUUGCACUGACCCCAUUGGGAUGCCACCACGGUCCGGAUGACCCCAUAACCUUCCCUGGGCUGCAUUGACUCCAUUGGGGUGAUGCCAUAUUCAGAGUGACCCCAUAACCUUCCUCCAUUUGCACUGACCCCAUUGGGAUGACACUGCGGUCCGGAUGACCCCAUAGGCUUCCCCCAUAGGCUUCCCCCAUAGGCUUCCCCCAUAGGCUUCCCCCAUA